Thermochaetoides thermophila DSM 1495 is the source of this 2937-nucleotide messenger RNA. RefSeq names its product putative F-box protein. The coding region runs from base 1 to 2937 and encodes 978 amino acids. The transcript is spliced from 2 exons. The record is from RefSeq and is a predicted model, not a curated record. Gene Ontology annotation, cellular component: exocyst; cytoplasm. Gene Ontology annotation, molecular function: protein binding. Gene Ontology annotation, biological process: exocytosis; Golgi to plasma membrane transport. Lineage: Eukaryota; Fungi; Ascomycota; Sordariomycetes; Sordariales; Chaetomiaceae.
AUGUCUGGCCGUCCCUCAUCUAGGAGAGAGGCUGCGGCCGGCUCCUCCAAGGUCAAGACAAACAGCAUCCUACAGACCCUCCAGGCGGCAACCAUCAUUGAUACCAAGCCUGUGCUGCCGGCAGAAAUCCUGGCCAUGAUUCUCGACUACCUCCCCGUAUCCGACCAGAUGCGUUUCGCCCGCACAUCGCGCCGCAUGUGCGAGAUGGUAUACGAGGAUGCCCGAUGGGUCGCACGGCUCAAGGCCAUGGGCUGCUGGAACGAGGCCGAGGCUAGGCGACGGUUCGAAGAAGCAAUGCUUGCUCGCCGAAAGAGAGAAGAGGAAGCCAAAGCAAUAGCGCAGGAGGCGGCACAGGCGGCCAGACCCGGUUCUGCUGGUGCUAGUGCAGGGAGGAUGAGCAGAGGGGGUGUGACAGUAGCAGGAAGUAAUGGCCCGACUGCCAACAACAGGGGAAGCCUUCUGUUCGAUGCUACCGUGGAGGAGGAGCGGACUAAAAAGCUGCAGGAACAGCGACAGCAGCAGCAGAAGCUGGUCAUGAUGAUGGCAGAGGUGCGGGACGGGUUUGAGACGAUGAAGGUCGGCGGGCCUGGGGCAGGGACAGGCCCAGAUCCGAUGCGUGAUCCGGAUGCCUUGCUGCAGGUUAUCAAGAACGCGCGGAGUAUUCGGGGGUAUGCAAGGCAGGAGUAUGGCAAGAUUUAUGGCGCGCUGGCACCAUUUUACUUCGAUUUGUGCCGCGCGAAGAGCCAUACUGACCCGCUCGUCUUCAAGGUCUUCCGCGACCCGGAGCGCCAGGCGCAGAUGCUGGCUAAUCUGCGGACCUUUGCGCGCAGUGACUGGUCUGCGGGGUGCCUGAAGCGGGAGGAGAAAGUUGAGACUAUGAUGGCCAUUUUUGAGAGCGCCGCGCUGCGCGAGUUUGAGCAAGGAUAUGAAUUUUGGGAGGUCGACGGUCGCAUGCGGCGGUAUGCCAAUGUGCUGAACAUGCUAAAUGGCAGCAAUGCUGCUGUCGACCUGUUCAUCCAUAAACAUCCCAUUUUCUCAGAUAAAGAGCUGCUGGCCAACCCGACGGACUGCAUCCGUCAUGCACUUGGCGACAACAUCUCCCUUGAACCAUCACGCCUCUUCUUCGAGACGCUCUCGCGGAAGGUCAACGAGCAGGCCGGGGUCAUCCAGCGCAUCUUCCCGAAUCCGGCUCAGGUGUUCUGGGCGUUUGUUGACAAGGUCCGGGAAGACAUCAUCAUGGAGUAUGCCACUCCAUUGUUCGACGAGACGCGCGAGCGCAGUAUACCGUCGUAUCUGCGGGCUGUCUCGGGUCUGUUCGAACAAAUGAUGCACUUCCUACGGACACUAACCCCGCCCAAGGGCGGCGAUGAGGAAAAUGUCGCCCAAGAGGAGCACAUAAAGGAGAUGGCGCUCAAGGUCUUCGAGCCACACAUGGAUCUGUACCUGCAAGAUGAGCUGGACGAUUUCACCAAAAAGGCAGAGCAUGAGGUCGGCGAGUGGGAAAGGAAGCUGUCCGAACAGGAGGCCAGCGCUGAGUCCUUCUACAUGGGCAGCUUUACUGCCAAUCGGCAGGCUGACAAGAAGGAUUUCCUGACAACCUUCAAGAAGGUGGUCAUGAUGCCCGUGACGGUGCUACCGACCACACUCACCCUUCCCUUCAAGUCAGGAGGAUCCAGCGGAGGGGCAAGUACAAACGGGAUUAGUACACAGCAACCAUCUCGUUCUCAGAGCCCGGUCCCACCUGCAGCUGUCGCUGGCACGGGCUCUGCGCCGACAGAUGAGCUAGCAGCCAAAGCAGCACUCAUGACGGCCAGGCUGGAGGGCAUCAAGUCGCUCUUCAGCAUCGAGGUAGCCCUAAACUUGAUACACAUGGCCAAGGCAAGUCUGGGACGCAUGGCUGUGUUUAUUCAGUUGGGCGGGCAGGCCGGGGGCGAGGCACGCGAGCAGUGCGCGGCUGUCUUCGUUGCGCUCCUGCGCAUCCUGGGUAACAGACACAUCAAGCCGGGCUUCGAUCGGGCCGUGGCUCACCUAUCGCAAUACAACCCGCGCGAAGUGCGUGAACACGAUCGCGGGGUCGCGCCUCUAGUUACGUUUAUCGAGCUGGUCAACGUGGGCGAUCUAAUCUCGCAGAUGAUUGACGUGUUCUACGAACAACAACUGGCGCAGCCCAAGAUUGCCGAUCGAAACGACUUCCUCGAUCCAGCUGGCCUAGCUAAAAAGAAAUUCGAGCAGAUGCUCGACGAGAGCGUCGCCGCUGGCCUUAACAAGGGCAUCGACGUGCUGAUGGACGAAGUCGAGUACAUCUGCGCAACCACCCAACUGCCCACGGACUACAACCCAGGCCUUUCCACAACAACCCCAGACUCCUCAGGUAUUACCGGGACAGUCUCCUCCCCAACCGUCUCCUCUCCCGUCAACGAGAAGCGCUUCUCCACCUCUACACUCUCUUCCACCUUCGGCCUGAACCUCGACAUCGGCCCGACUCCGACGGCAAUCCGCAUCCGCGACCUGGUCGCCUCGCACACGUCCAUGCUUGUCGGCAGCACGGAUAAAUCCAUGCUGGACGUGUUCAAUGGCGAGGUCGGCUUACGCCUGUUUAACGCGCUGUGCAAACACCUCAAGCGGCAGCGCAUCAGCACCGAGGGCGCGGUGAAACUGAUCGCGGAUAUGAAUUUGUACUUUGACUUUGUGCGCACGCAGCUGAAGAAUAACGACCUGUUAGUUUAUUUUAAGGCAUUGCGGGAGCUGAGUCAGAUUUAUCUUAUCGAUGCGAAGCAUGCGAAGGAGAUGGCGGCGAUCAUUGCCGAUGGGGAUCGGUUUGGGGGGGUGUUUCGGGCGGAGGAGGUUUAUGAGUAUGCCGAGAGGAGGGCGGAUUGGUAUCAGGUCAGGAAGGAUGUGGAACGUGCUAUGUAUGGGCUAGAGUGCUCCCUUAUGUGA